Metarhizium album ARSEF 1941 is the source of this 357-nucleotide messenger RNA. RefSeq lists its product as uncharacterized. The transcript has a single exon. The record is from RefSeq and is a predicted model, not a curated record. The coding region runs from base 1 to 357 and encodes 118 amino acids. NCBI's taxonomy places the organism in Eukaryota, Fungi, Ascomycota, Sordariomycetes, Hypocreales, Clavicipitaceae.
AUGACUCUUCUAUUAAUCAAGGCUCUACGGGAUGUUGGCCUCAACAGCUUGUGGUUCAACCAGAAUCCCGUCAUCCCCGGAGGAAGUGGCCCCAAUAACACUUCUCAAAACUGGGUUGUGAUGCCGGAGUCAUUCACAUUGGAGGCAACUGAUCUUGCCACUGACAAUGUAGUUGGCCGACUCGCGUACAAGACCCAUUACGACCAGUUCCUCACUCCGCCAUGCUCAACAUGCGAGACUGGACGUUUCGACAAGAACUUUUUCAACCAAAUCAUUGAAGCCAUGAAGGGCAGUUAUCCCGUGUUCAACAACUUUACCAUUAAAGGUCAAUGCGACCCUUGGAUGGCUUGUCUUUGA